AUGAGGGUUGCUGUGGUGCAGAGGAAGCUGGCAAUGUGGAAGGCAAGAUAUUUGUCUUUCUUGGGCAAGGUCCUGAAGGUGGAUGUACUGCCUUCCCUUCUGUAUUUGGCAUACAUUUAUCCAUUGCCAGCGAGCAUGAGGGGGCUAGUAUGGCUUGUUUCAGUUCAUGUGGGGGGGCAGGUAUGAGUAUGUCGCCAGGGCUCGCAUGCUCUCAACCAUCGGGGAGGGUGGGAGGGGAGUCCCACAUUUCCCACUCAAGCUGGACUCUAUUUUUGUUUCGUUUUUGUUGAAUGAGCUCGCUAAUCCGGUGAUUCAUCCCUCCGGUUAUUUUCUGCGGGUGUUUUUCUCGUACCAGGCGAGAAGCGUAAUGGUGUGGUCCAACACGGGUCCUCGGGCUGAACAGCUGCCGUGGCACUUCAGCCAUGCGGUGAAGUGGCUGCGUGCGCAUCCCGAGGUUGAAGUCGCCCGAGUAGGUUUGGAUCACAGACACCUGUACGAGGAGGUUAGACGUAGCGUUUGUGCGGCCCCUGUGGUGGGUACCCCUGCUGUGGUCUGGGAGAACAUACAGGUGCGGGGUUUGGACAACCGCCUCAAGGAUCUAAAUUGGUUAAGCCUCCACAAGUGCUUGCUGGUAAGAUCCAUCGUACCGGCAUAGUUUGGCACGAUCCCCUCAGUGUCCGAGACCAACUUGCGUUGGGGAGGAGACGAUACGCCACAUGUACUGGGACUGUGCUUUCGCAGGAGUAGUGUGGGCCAGGGCAGUGUUUACUAG
This is a messenger RNA of Coregonus sp. 'balchen', 772 nucleotides long. The record is from the annotation of a GenBank genome assembly. Lineage: Eukaryota; Metazoa; Chordata; Actinopteri; Salmoniformes; Salmonidae.